Messenger RNA from Chironomus riparius, 607 nucleotides. Lineage: Eukaryota; Metazoa; Arthropoda; Insecta; Diptera; Chironomidae. The record is from the annotation of a GenBank genome assembly.
UUGUCGUUCCCCUAAUAUGUAGAAGUUUGUCUAAGUUUGUAACCUACGAAUUAUUUUUUUUUGUAAAAACAUUCUUUAAGCAAAAUUAAAUCAUCAAAUUUUUGCAUUUAAUAUGUGGAAUCAACUGUUUAGGAGCUCUAGAAUUCUUGCAUUAAGUGUUCUAAACAGUAAAUUAUGCAAUACAGGCAAACAAUUUUCUAUUUGGUCUAUGAAACAUUAUGAACAAUCUGUUGGUUCAUUUAAUUUGUGCAAAACAACAUUAUUACAACCACCAAUGAUGACCAUUACAGCUCAGAGAGGUAUGAAGCAAGUUGGAAACUGUAAAAGAAGAUGUAAAGAUUGCUAUUAUGUUGUGCGGCAAGAGCGAUUAUUUGUUAUGUGCAAGACACAUCCGCGACACAAGCAAAUGUCAAUGAAGAAACGUCAAAAAAAUACUUGGAUUCUUACCGAUGCAACUCAAUCGAUUCAAAGAGCUUGGUAAAGAUUUAAAAAAUAAUUAAAAAUAUUUUGAAAUAGUGUAACUAAUUUAGAUUUUCAAAUAAAAUUUUAUUUCUAAUUUUAUGUAUUUUAAAUGCUCAACUAAAUAUACUUUUUUUAAAAUUUAAAA